GCUCGCUUGGUCCCCUCCCUCGAUCGCGCCGCCGCCAACCCGAGAAACCGAGAGACAAAGGGGACGUAAGACUCAAUCUAAAUACUCUCUUUGGCGAGAUCGAUCGUCCCCCGGCCCGAGAGCUCCAUCGAAAUCAGGAAUGGAACAUGCCAUGGAGGUAGUAUCUAAGUCGACGGAGACGCCAACCUUCUCCGGCAAAGACGUCGACAUCGAGGCACACGCCGCCGCCCAGCAGGAGCCGGCAUGGAGACGGUUUCUGCGCCACGUUGGACCAGGCUUCAUGGUCUCCUUGGCCUACCUUGAUCCCGGAAACUUGGAAACGGAUCUGCAAGCCGGUGCCAACCACAGAUAUGAGCUCCUUUGGGUGAUUCUAAUCGGCCUCGUCUUCGCACUAAUUAUACAGUCACUUUCUGCUAAUCUCGGAGUUGUGACAGGGAGACAUCUUGCCGAGCUCUGCAAGUCAGAGUACCCAGCAUGGGUGAAAUUCUGCCUAUGGUUGCUCGCAGAGGUGGCUGUCAUUGCUGCAGAUAUCCCAGAAGUUAUAGGAACAGCGUUCGCUUUUAACCUCCUGUUCCACAUCCCAGUGUGGAUCGGAGUUCUGAUUGCUGGCUCCAGCACGCUGCUUCUUCUUGGCCUGCAAAAAUACGGGAUUCGGAAGCUGGAGUUCUUGGUGGCGCUGCUGGUGUUCGUCAUGGCGGCGUGCUUCUUCGUCGAGAUGAGCAUCGUGAAGCCUCCGGCGAAGGAGGUGAUCAAGGGGCUGUUUAUCCCCAAGCUCAACGGGUCCAGCGCCACCGGCGACGCCAUUGCGCUCCUCGGAGCUCUCGUAAUGCCGCACAACCUGUUCUUGCACUCUGCCCUGGUGCUGUCAAGGGACACACCGGCGACAGUAAGAGGGAUGAACGAUGCUUGCAGGUUCUUCCUCUUUGAGAGCGGCAUCGCGCUGUUCGUGGCGCUGCUCGUCAACAUCGCCAUCAUCUCUGUCUCCGGGACCGUCUGCAACGCCGGCAACCUCUCACCGGAGAACGCCGCCAAGUGUGCGGACCUCACGUUGGACUCGUCUUCCUUUCUGCUCAAGAACGUGCUGGGCAGGUCGAGUGCCAUCGUGUACGGCGUUGCGCUCUUGGCAUCUGGGCAGAGCUCCACCAUCACAGGCACCUACGCUGGCCAAUAUAUCAUGCAGGGGUUCCUGGACAUCAAGAUGAAGAAAUGGACGCGGAACCUGAUGACCCGAAGCAUCGCCAUUGUGCCCAGCUUAGUUGUCUCCAUUAUCGGAGGCUCCAGCGGCGCCGGUCGUCUAAUCAUCAUCGCAUCGAUGAUCCUCUCCUUUGAGCUGCCGUUUGCUCUCAUCCCUCUUCUCAAGUUCAGCAGCAGCAGAAACAAGAUGGGCCAAAACAACAACUCCGUCUACAUCAUUGGAUUCUCAUGGGCGUUGGGGUUCGUCAUCAUCGGGAUCAAUGUCUACUUCCUUAGCUCGAAACUGAUUGGCUGGAUCCUCCACAAUUCGUUGCCGACCUACGCCAACAUCCUCGUCGGCAUCACCUUGUUCCCAGCGAUGCUGCUCUACAUCGUUGCCGUGAUCUACCUUACCUUCAGAAAGGAUACCGUCAAGUUCGUCUCCCGCCGGGAGCUGCAGGACGUCGACAACACCGAGAAAGCAAGAGUCGCCAACGCAGGCGGCAGCGAGGAUAGCAACGUUGUACAGUCGAACUGAUAUGGCUUGUUUUCUGACUUCUAUUCUAUUGAUUAGUUAGAUACAUUUGAUUUAGGCAUAUUUUUUAUAGUGAGAAAAUAAUUUUAUUGCGUUCAUAAUAAAACA
Brachypodium distachyon (stiff brome) is the source of this 1816-nucleotide messenger RNA. Its product is annotated as metal transporter Nramp1. The record is from RefSeq and is a predicted model, not a curated record. Gene Ontology annotation, cellular component: membrane. NCBI's taxonomy places the organism in Eukaryota, Viridiplantae, Streptophyta, Magnoliopsida, Poales, Poaceae. Gene Ontology annotation, molecular function: manganese ion transmembrane transporter activity; cadmium ion transmembrane transporter activity. Gene Ontology annotation, biological process: metal ion transport. The coding region runs from base 140 to 1711 and encodes 523 amino acids. The transcript is spliced from 13 exons.